Messenger RNA from Meloidogyne enterolobii, 313 nucleotides. The record is from the annotation of a GenBank genome assembly. NCBI's taxonomy places the organism in Eukaryota, Metazoa, Nematoda, Chromadorea, Rhabditida, Meloidogynidae.
UUAUGAAUUAUUUAGAAUUCUAACUUUUACCAAUGAGGAUAAAGCUAAUAUGAAUAGGAAUAAAAGGAAGAAUAUACCUUUGAAGAGGAAAUUGCUAACAUCAAAUGAAGAAAAGUUAGCAAACCUUCGGCCACAGUUUUGUGAAUAUCUACAGAAUGCUCCACAUUUAAUUGUUUGUGAUGAAGGCCAUAAACUCAAAUCACCUUCAACAGGGCUUUUCCAUACAAUUAAUAGAAUAAAAACGAAGAGAAGAAUUUGUAUGACUGGAACACCCUUACAGAAUAAUUUAGAAGAGUAUUAUUGGUUUGUUUAA